Molecule: messenger RNA, 8631 nt
Organism: Peromyscus eremicus (cactus mouse)
Lineage: Eukaryota; Metazoa; Chordata; Mammalia; Rodentia; Cricetidae
Gene: Setx
Product: senataxin
Exons: 27
Coding region: 253-8313 (2686 amino acids)
Biological process (GO): termination of RNA polymerase II transcription
Cellular component (GO): nuclear body
Molecular function (GO): helicase activity; transcription termination site sequence-specific DNA binding
Source: RefSeq, a predicted model, not a curated record
UGCUUUUCACGCCGGCUUCUCAUUCGCGUUAAGGUUCUCCGGGGUAGGACAGCCUGAUCCACCGCCACCUAUUGCCUUGUUCUUUUCUGCGGCGUUGGCGAUGGAACCCAGGGCCUCAGUGGGCUAGAAAUGUUCUUUUUGGGGGCCAAAGUGUGAGUAUAUCUGAAUGCAGAGCCUCAUCUAUUCACAAAUAAGCCCAGCAUUCUCAACAAAGAGGAUCACUUCUCUGUAGGACAUUUGCCAAGGUACAGAAUGAGCACAUGCUGUUGGUGUACUCCAGGUGGUCCUUCCACCGUUGAUGUCCUAAAGUGCUAUGCAUCUAGCACUGGCUCGAGUGAAUUUCAAACAGCUGAUGAAGACCUCUGCUACUGCUUAGAGUGCGUGGCUGAGUACCACAGAGCCAGAGAUGAGGUGCCAUUCUUGCAUGAGGUUUUAUGGGAAUUAGAAACCUUACGCCUCAUAAAUCACUUUGAGAAGUCUAUGAAAGCAGAAGUUGAAGAUGAUGAUGAAUUAUAUAUAGUAGACAACAAUGGAGAGGAACAGCUAUUUGACUGUAGUGGCCAAGAUUUUGAAAAUAAACUCCGAGUUCCUCUUUUUGAAAUACUGAAGUACCCUUACUUGCUUCUGCAUGAGCGUGUUAAUGAACUGUGUGUGGAAGCACUUUGUCGAAUGGAACAGGCCAAUUGCUCCUUUCAGGUUUUUGACAAAUAUCCGGGCAUCUAUUUGUUUUUGGUUCAUCCCAAUGAAAUGGUUCGGCGAUGGGCUAUUCUGACUGCAAGAAACCUGGGGAAAGUGGACAGAGAUGACUAUUACGACUUAGAGGAAGUUUUAACUUGCCUUUUUAAAGUCAUUGAGUUGGGACUUUUGGAAAGUCCAGACAUUUACACAUCUUCUGUGCUUGAAAAAGGCAAACUGAUCCUUCUGCCUGCACACAUGUAUGAUACUACGAACUACAAAAACUACUGGCUAGGUAUUUGCAUGUUGCUGACUAUUCUUGAGGAGCAAGCCAUGGAUUCACUGUUGCUGGGCUCAGACAAACAGAAUGAUUUUAUGCAGUCAAUCCUUCACACCAUGGAGAAGCAGUCGGAUGAUGACAGCAUGGAUCCUUUCUGGCCAGCAUUACACUGUUUCAUGGUGAUUCUGGAUCGCCUUGGAUCUAAAGUGUGGGGUCAACUUAUUGACCCUAUUGAAGCAUUUCAAACCAUCAUUAACAACGUGAGCUACAAUAGAGAGAUCCAAAAUAUAAGGAACAGCUCCAUAAGGACCAAGUUAGAACCGGAGCCACAUUUUGAUGAUAUGGUGACAUGCAGCCAGAUUGUCUAUAACUAUAACCCUGAAAAGACCAAAAAGGAUUCAGGGUGGAGAUCAGCCAUUUGUCCAGAUUAUUGUCCUAACAUGUAUGAAGAAAUGGAAACAUUAGCCAAUGUACUUCAGUCAGAUAUUGGUCAAGAUAUGCGUGUUCAUAACAGUACUUUUCUGUGGUUCAUACCUUUUGUUCAGUCACUCAUGGAUCUUAAGGACUUGGGUGUGGCUUAUAUUGUAGAAGUUAUUCAUCAUCUAUACUCUGAAGUCAAAGAUGUCCUCAACCAGACAGAUGCUGUGUGUGACAAAGUCACUGAAUUUUUUAUUCUGAUUUUAGUGUCUGUGAUUGAACUGCAUAGAAAUAAGAAAUGUUUGCAUCUGCUAUGGGUGAGUUCCCAGCAGUGGGUAGAAGCUGUUGUGAAGUGUGCCAAGCUUCCUACCACUGCAUUUGCACGGAGUUCUGAGAAGUCACCUGGAAGUACCCCCAAGGGAGCAGCAAUAAUAUCAUCAUUGGCAUUGCAUUCAGUGCCCUCUAACUCUGUCCAGCUUGCUUGUGUCCAGUUGAUUAGGGGUCUUCUCAAAGAAGGUUAUCAGCUUGGUCAGCAAACACUUUGUAAGCAGUUCUGGGAUAAACUUAACUUAUUCCUUCGAGGAAAUUUAUCUCUGGGUUGGCAGUUGACUGCUCAAGAAACCCAUGAGUUACAAAUGUGUUUGAAACAAAUAAUUAGAAACAUAAAAUUCAAGUUGCCCCAAUAUAGCACUUUCGGGGAUCCGACUUCUACAUGUAAAACUCCUCCAUCUUUUAAAGAAGAAAGUGAACAAAUAGACAGGAAGCCUAAAAAAGGCAUUUAUUGCCUGGAAAAUUAUAGCCCAACAUCUUCUAAAGAAGCAGGGAAAGCUGACCGUGAUCAAGUAUUGAUUAAAGCAAAUAGUAGAGAAGAGGAGGGCAUCAAGCAGCAUUACGUUGAUUUGAAUGAAGGAGAGCCUCUUCCAGCUGAAUUGUGGUUGAAGCAGGAGAGGGAGGCCCCUUUUUCUGGAAGUCAUCAAGAGCAAGUUACAAUAAGCACAGAGAAGUCUGUAAAAGAAACCUCUUCACAUUCACCACAGAAUAAUACUUUAAGAAAUGGCCCAGAAUGGGGAUGUGACAGAGGAGUCAUAUUAUUAACACGUUCAUUGACUGAUUCUCUGGAAAAGGUAUCUACAUCAAAUGAAGGUGUCUCAUUAAAGGAUGAUACUGUUGGUAAAAACUCAAAACCAAAGUCUAAAGCACAGAAAGAUGAAAUUUGUGCAAAGUUAUCACAUGUCAUAAAGAAGCAACACAGGAAAAGUACUUUGAUCAAUAACACUAUCAAGCUAGAGGGAAAUACAGCUGUGCCUGACCUUGAGAACUCCUGUUCAGGAAGAGAGAGAGGAGUUCUAAAGGAAGAUGCUAUCACCAAUGAUGUGUCUUUAGACCCUGUUCUGGAUGAUGAACAUGGUGAGCAAAAUUUUCAAAACAGUUCAUUGUUAAAAAAGAAACAGUUUAAAAGUGAGGAGUUCUAUAAUUCUGAUGAAAACAAAUGUCAAAUCCAGAAACAGCAUGCUACUGAUGAUUUGUUACCAUGUACAGAAGUUACUGAUACAUCGGUGAAGAAAACUUCAUGUGAGAGUCCUGUAAAGGUGGUAGUUGAAUCAAGAGAUAAGGAAAUGAGAAAGAGUACAGUGCUGACUUCUAACUUGGUACAAGGACAGGUGCCUCAUGGCAGUAGCAAGCCUUUGGUCACAGGUUCUCAAAUAGACCUCUGUAACAUCACUUCAAUAGCUCAAACCACUGUUAUUCAGUUCCCAUCAGGGUCAAGUAAAAGUCCAUCCCAGCUACAAAGAAAAGAUGAUGGAAGAUGUUUGACAGCUAACCGAAACAGUGCUGACACUUGCCAUGGGCAGAUUAUUGUUAUUUCGGAUUCUGAUGAAGAAGAAGAUGAAAGAAGUCAUGGUAUUGAGAAACACAUCAAACAGGGCGAAGCAUGCAUGGAGAAAGACUGUCCAGAGCAGCAUGGUUCAGUAGUUAAUACCAGUGUGGAAAAGCAGCUUAUAAAGGAAGAAGAAACAAAGUGCCCAGUAGAAUUUGAGGACUCUGAAUCUCAGGUUUUUGAGUUUGAAAGUUCAUUUGAAGUGUUUUCAGUUUGGCAGGAUCAUAAUGUAGACAGCAAGAACUCGCUUCACAAGGAAGGAAAAAGCUGUGUAACUCAUGUAGCUGAUAGUACAAACAAUUUGGGUUCUGGUGCAGACUCUGUGUCUGAAGAGGUUGUUAGAAAUGAAGCAGAGGAUGUUGAAGAACAUGCAGAACCACACAGUAUUUCUGCUGAGGAAUUUUGUAAAACUGAAGCAAAAAAACAUAAGAGAAAACGAUGUGACAGAGUUACAGCUGAAGAUCCUCAGAGGCCUUCAUCUUCUGUAACAUUUGAGCGAUUGGCUGAUGACAGAGAUCUUGCUGGAAGCGAUUUAAAAAGUACAGAAAUGGGGAUAUCGGCUCCCAGUUCAAGUGUUGAGAGAGAUCCUACAGUUUCACUGAUGAAGUCUACAAAGCCUCGUACUCACUCGAAACCUGUUAGGAAAGUUCCGGCUUCUAAGGUUAUUAAGAAAACUCAUUUAGACACCAAAAGAGGACAGAAUAAGAGUUCAUGUUACAUCAGUUGUAGAACAUCUCCUGCUAUUGUGCCGCCAAAGAAACUUCGCCAGUGUCCAGAGCCAACUUCAACGGUUGAAAAACUUGGCCUGAAAAAAGCUCCCCGGAAGGCAUUUGAGUUGUCCCAGAGGUCUUUGGAGUGUAUAGUCCAAUUACGUGACCAUGGUAAGACUGUUGGAGUAGUCAACGCCCCCAAAAAGACUAAAUUAAUUCCUCCUCAGACUCUUUCCAUCAAAAACAAUAAGAAGCUUCUGACAAGUCAGGAUCGUCAAUUUCAAAGGCUCAUGAGAUCUAGAUCACAUCACAAACGAGACCUUGAUUACACUGCAAGAACAGUGUCCCGUACAGUACAGGGUUCUGACGUACUUGUACCAGACUCUGAUGGGCCAGCUAAUCAUAGAGGGAAUGAGCCCCCUGCCAACAGUAAUGAAAAGCAAUUAGCAAAAUGCAUGCCUUCCAAACCAGAAGUGGCAAAAGCCAUUUCUGAUCCUCAGGUGACUGAUAUAGCUUAUCUUGUGAACCAGUGUGAGUCUAGAGUGUUAAGUGGAGGAGUGCCAACAGAUGUGAUGGUCUCUACUCCAGAGGAGCCUGUGGGUGAAGGUUCUCUCACAAUGCAAGUUGGAGAGGUGGCAGCUGUUAAAGCUGCUGAGCCAGAAUCAAGUAGUGAUACAGAUGAUGACAAUUUAUUCCUAACCCAACAUGAUCCUCAAGAUAUGGAUCUGUGCUCCCAGAUAGAAGAUGAUAAACCGAUUGUAGUGGCUUAUAAAGAUACAGUUCAGAGAGAGGAGUCUGUAAGUCAGCCUCAUUUGGAGUCUUUAAGUGUUACAAAGUGUAAGUACAAAGACUGUGUUGAAACCACAAGAAACCAGGGUGAAUACUGCCCAAGACACGCUGAAGUUAAAGCAGCAGAUGACAAUGUGUUUCGUAAACCUGGCUUACCUCCUAGGUCGUCCUUGAGACCUACUACUACCAAGAUAUUUAGCUCAAGCAGUGCUUCACGAACUGCCAAUCUUUCCAAGUCUUUGGAAAGUACCAUACUUCAGUCAGUACUAAAAAAUAAGUCGAGUGGAGCACAGCCCAAUUUGAAGGUGACACCACCCACUUCCCUGGAGUUUCAGAAGCCAGUGGCUGAGGUGAAAAGUUUAAGCAGUAUUUUUCAUUUUCAGACUCCUAGCAGUUCCAACAAACAGAGUCACAAGCUCAUACUUAGUGAGAACAAGCCUAUGUCAGCUGCUUCUCCGGUGAACAUUCUCUUGCCAUCGCAGUCCAUUUUUGACACCUUCAUUAAAGAGGUCUUAAAAUGGAAAUACCAAAUGUUUUUGAACUUCGAUAGAUGUGGUGCCCCAACAAGUCUCUGUCAAUCUAUCUCAAGGCCUGUGCCCGUCCGAUUUCAAGAUUGUGCAGAGUAUUUUAAUGUUUUUCUCCCUUUGAUUAUAUUGAAUGCUUUUGAAACGGUGGCACAGGAAUGGUUCAACUCUCCAAAUAAAGAGAAUUUCUAUUACUUGCGUUUACGAAAAUUUCCAGCCGACUAUAAAAAAUACUGGGAGUUUAUGAUUUACCUGGAGGAAUCUGAACUAGCUAAACAGCUUCAUCCAAAGGAAAAUGAUCUGGUGUUUUUGGUUCCUGAGAGACUAAAUAGAGAGAAGAAAGAUAUGGACAGGAAUGGCAUGCAAGAUCGAAAUGGCUAUUACUGUGGUUAUGUUCAUAAGUUUCGUCGUACUUCAGUCAUGCGCAGUGGAAAAGCUGAGUGUUCCUUGUGCAUCCAGACACAAGAUAACUUGCCAGCCAGCCUAAAUGAACUUACGAAAUGUAUUGUAAUCAGUUCUCUGGUAACUACACAGAGGAAAUUGAAAGCUAUGUCUCUAUUGAACAGUCGGAACCAGUUGGCCAGAGCUGUUCUAAAUCCAAACCCCAUGGACUUCUGUACAAAAGACCUAUUAACUACAACAUCUGAAAGAAUUAUUGCCUACUUAAAAGACUUCAAUGAAGACCAGAAGAAAGCCAUAGAAACUGCAUAUGCCAUGGUGAAACACUCACCAUCCGUUGCCAAAAUCUGUUUGAUUCAUGGACCACCUGGAACAGGAAAAUCAAAAACCAUUGUUGGUCUCUUGUACCGCUUAUUGACAGAGAACCAGAGGAAGGGCCGUUCAGAUGAAAACUUCAAUGCCAAAAUCAAGCAAAACCGAGUCCUUGUGUGUGCACCUUCCAAUGCAGCUGUUGAUGAACUUAUGAAAAAAAUUAUUCUUGAAUUCAAAGAAAAAUGUAAAGACAAGAAGAAUCCUUUGGGAAAUUGUGGAGAUAUAAAUUUAGUACGACUGGGCCCAGAAAAGUCUAUUAAUACAGAGGUCCUAAAAUUCAGUUUGGACAGCCAAGUCAACCACAGAAUGAAAAAAGACUUGCCUUCUCAUAUUCAAGAAAUGCAUAGAAGAAAAGAGUUUCUAGAUGGUCAACUCGAUGAGCUUUCUCGCCAGCGAGCUCUGUGUCGAGGUGGGCGGGAGAUGCAGAGGCAAGAAUUAGAUGGACACAUUGCCAAAGUUUCAAAAGAAAGGCAAGAGCUUGCUUCAAAAAUUAAAGAGGUUCAGGGACGCCCACAGAGAACACAGAACACCAUCAUCUUGGAGUCUCACGUCAUCUGCUGCACGUUGAGCACAAGUGGUGGUUUACUGCUCGAGUCUGCUUUCCGAGGGCAAGGGGGUGUCCCCUUUAGUUGUGUCAUUGUUGAUGAGGCUGGGCAGUCUUGUGAAGUCGAGACACUUUCUCCGCUUAUCCACCGCUGCAACAAACUUAUCCUAGUAGGAGACCCCAAACAGCUCCCUCCCACGGUCAUUUCUAUGAAAGCACAGGAGUAUGGCUACGACCAGUCGAUGAUGGCACGAUUCUGCAAGCUACUUGAAGAGAAUGUGGAGCAGAACAUGAUUGGCAGGCUGCCGGUUUUACAGCUUACCAUUCAGUACAGGAUGCAUCCAGACAUAUGUCUCUUCCCUUCUAAUUAUGUUUAUAACAAAAACUUGAAAACAAAUAGACUGACUGAAGCCGUCCGAUGUUCAUCUGAGUGGCCAUUUCAGCCCUACCUUGUGUUUGAUGUUGGAGAUGGUUCAGAACGACGGGAUAAUGACUCCUAUAUAAAUGUUCAAGAAAUAAAGUUGGUGAUGGAAAUAAUUAAACUUAUUAAAGACAAAAGAAAAGAUAUUUCCUUCCGAAAUAUUGGCAUAAUAACCCAUUACAAGGCUCAGAAGACAAUGAUCCAGAAGGAUUUGGAGAAAGAAUUUGAUAAGAAAGGUUUAUUACAGCCCAUCAUGAUGGGGGAGUCAAGGCAGCAGGACCCUGAAGCAUCCAGUCAGAAGAAGAAGAGCAGUGAAUGCAUGCAUGCUAGUGAUGAGCUCGAUUUCUCCACUUUUACACAGUCCGGGAUCUCCUGCGUAGAGAAUGGUGUCACCCACACUGGGCCUGCAGAAGUGGAUACAGUGGAUGCCUUCCAGGGCCGGCAGAAAGACUGUAUAAUUGUUACCUGUGUCAGGGCGAGUGCUGUGCAAGGGUCAAUUGGAUUCCUGGCAAGUUUGCAGAGAUUGAAUGUCACCAUUACACGAGCCAAGUACAGCCUUUUCAUCCUUGGACAUUUGAGGACUCUGAUGGAAAACCAACAUUGGAAUGAGCUGAUUCAGGAUGCUCAGAAGCGUGGGGCCAUCAUUAAGACCUCUGACCCAAACUAUAGACAUGACGCUAUGAAGAUUCUGAAACUGAACCCUGUGCUGCAGAGGAGUCUGACCCAUCCUCCAGCCACUGCCCCGGAGGCACCCAGACCUCAGGGUGGCUUGCCCAGCAACAGGCUGGACAGUGGGCUUGCCAAGACAUCUUUUGCUGCUGCUCUGUACCACACACCCUCUGAUGCUGUCUCUUCAAAGGAACCUGAAAGGUCGUCUCUUCAAGAUCGACUUCGAGAUCCACGACUGCAUAGGAGAUUGGAUGCUGAAGCCAAGGGAGCAUUCUUGAAGGAUCCACAGCCUGCGAGCCCUCAGCUCCCUGGGGUAGUCCAUCUCCUGGGAGAGCAUGGCUUUCCUGUGCUUUUUCAGGACCUGGGUUUUGUUGUGCCACCAUCCACUGCCAUCGUCGCUCCUCUGAGCAGCCACAGGUCUCCUCUGCAGGCUGAGCCUCCACCUGCUCACCCUGCUGCUCCUUCCACAAGCAAGAGGAAAUGCAGUGACCCAGACUCUGGGUUCAGUCACAGAAGAGAGCCCGGUGAAGAGGAGAGGCGGGUCUCUGUGACUCACCACAUGCUGAGGAGCACUAACUGGGACAAGAGAGGGCUAGAGCAGGACAGCAGUGCCAAGAAGAGGCGCUUUCUAUAGUAGCUCCUGGUGACGUGACUGUCAUUCACAGGUAGCGAGUGGCACCAUGCAGAUAAGCUGGGUUUAUACUUUUGUUUCCUUUGAAGAGUCUGUUAAAGAAUGGAAAUACCUUCUAACCCUUGGGCUGUUGGUCAUCUUCAGUACUUUUUACCAGUUGUAUACACUUGGAGAGGGCGUUUGUGUACCUGUAAUGUCUUUGAGGUCAAAAAUUCAAAAUGUUGGGAUCUUUUGUUCUGUAGAAAAGGUCAGGUCAGGUGAAUGCUGUAAAGGUUAAACUGUGAGUCUGUAUAGCAAUACAAAAUCCUUUUAAAAUGUAAA